UUUCAUGCUCAGCAGAUCUAUCUAUAAAACUCUGGGAUUUCAAUGGAUAUGAGUGUAUCAAAACAAUGUAUGGACAUGAUCACAAUAUAUCCAGUGUCACAUUCAUGCCAUCCGGAGACUUUAUAGUGUCCUCAUCUCGAGACAAAACUAUCAAGAUGUGGGAAGUGGCCACAGGAUACUGUGUCAAGACAUACACAGGACACAGAGAAUGGGUUCGAAUGGUAAAGGUGUACCAAGAUGGAUCCUUGUUGGCCAGUUGCUCCAAUGACCAGACUGUCAGGGUGUGGGUGACAGCCACCAAAGAAUGUAAGGCGGAGCUUCGAGAGCACGAGCACGUGGUGGAGUGUAUAGCAUGGGCCCCCGACUCAGCUCAGCCUGCUAUCUGUGAGGCUGCUGGAACAGAGAGUAAGAAUGCCAAGCGUUCAGGGCCGUUCUUGAUGUCUGGAUCCAGGGACAAAACUCUGAAGAUGUGGGAUGUUAGUAUCGGGGUGUGUCUCUUCACUUUGGCUGGUCACGACAACUGGAUCCGAGGGGUGGUGUUCCACCCGGGUGGCAAAUACAUCCUGUCAGCAUCCGAUGACAAGACUAUCAGGGUGUGGGACAUACAGAACAAGCGGGUUCACAAGGCUCUGCAGGCACACCCGCAUUUUGUCACCUCUAUUGAUAUGCAAAGGAAUGCGCCGUAUGUGAUCACCGGAAGCGUGGAUCAGACGAUCAAAGUGUGGGAAUGCCGCUAA
Candidula unifasciata is the source of this 737-nucleotide messenger RNA. Lineage: Eukaryota; Metazoa; Mollusca; Gastropoda; Stylommatophora; Geomitridae. The record is from the annotation of a GenBank genome assembly.